AUCGGACCUUAUUCGUCAGCUUGGAUCACGUGAUCCAUCCAGCUGCCGGGUGCGGCAAACAGCCCAAAUAGCGCUAACUCUGGCCUGCGAGAGUUUGCUGGGACAAGCGCGCUAGCCCUCGUGACAUACACAAACGCGCUAGCCAGAAUGCUUUGACUUUGAUGGCUUUCAGCUUCUAUUUUUUGAAAAGUAGCGCGCUCAGACCAGCUCGUUCACUCUUUUCCUCUUCCAUUUUUUAGGGCAAUUGUUUUGUUUGAUAGACGAAGCUUAGGGUCCCUUUGGGUUUGCAACCCUUACCCUCCUGGAAAAAAUCAUAGUUGCUAGACUGCGACACUUCAGACCAGGUACUAUUAGAGCCGCUAAUGGACGACGAGCUAUUUUCCGCUAUCCGGAGCUCAAGCAUUUGAGCCGCUAAAUGGACGAGACUCCUGGGGUAAAGGAUGCAGAGAAUGAGGAGAAAACACUCGUAUGGAGCAGGGAGUAGGUAUUGUACUACUUCCUGGUAUGGAGCACUGAGAAGCGCAAUGUGCAACAGAAAUUACCAUGGUGAUACAGUAGAUGACCGUGUGAAGCGGUGUGAGAUGCAGCAAAGCAUUAGGUGAUUUGAUCGUAGGACAAGAGAGGAGCUGAUGGACGAUCUCUCCAGUGUCCCUCUUGGUACGGAGCAGCGCUGAGUGCUGACGUUGGGACUUGGAUCCAAGGGACUGCCAUGGGUUCGCCUGCAGCAGUGGUCUAUGCCGACAUUGUUAUCAUGCGGCUGUAUUUGGAGAAGUGGUACGUUUUUCCGAUCUUAGAGGGGGAGGGUUUAGAGGUUCAGGUUUAUAGACGCUUUAUCAUUGCAUGGUUGCGAAGGUCAAGUUCAGCGCACUUUAGAUAGGAUUAAUAAGUGUUCGGCCCUCAAGUUUGCUCAUGAACUGGCACAUGAUGGCAUUGAUUUCCUGGACACCACAGUUUUCCGUAGUAAGGGAUACAUGGCGGUGAAGCCCCAUUUCAAGUUCACCAAUCGUUUCCUGUAUCUGCUUGUCGGUAGUAACCACCCCUGUAGUAUGGGAAAAGGUGUGUUCACUGGGGAGUUGAUCCGUAUCCGUCGGUCUUCGACCCUUGACUACCACUACGAAGCUUCUGCCGAGCCGCCGGAGCAGGCUUUCCGGGUCCGUGUAUACAAGCGCUCCAUCUUUCAUCUUUCAGACCCGUACACUAGGAAUGGAUGCGCAGGGAAGAGUUCUAGCAUCCGUAGCUGCCUCAGGGGGUGCCACUUCUCCCAUCAGCGUCGACUAGUCCGCCGAUCUCACUCAGCUCUGCUCUCCGAGCAUGCUGCUUCCAACACGACUUCCCGAAAGAAAAUGUGCUCGCGCAUUAGGAGGUGAAAGAUGCACCUGCAGGAGAAUACAUGCUAAAGAGAAGGCAGAAACAUGCCCGGAUCCACCAGAACUAGUGCUGGCAAGUCAACAGAGGCGAGUACUGAUAAUGUUCCAGAUUGUGGUAGGAUCACAUAAGCAAAAUUGACACUGGGAGACACGACGGUGGGUCAGCUCAUGGCCAGCGCCAAUUCCAGUGGAUAUCACGUGCAUCCAGUUCUAGUACUAUAGUAUGACUGCUACAAAGUAGUGCGGCCCAAAUAGAACUCGGGUCAGGUGCCGAAGAACUGGGGGGGGGGG
Messenger RNA from Sycon ciliatum, 1658 nucleotides. RefSeq lists its product as uncharacterized. Bases 972 to 1367 code for a protein of 131 amino acids. The record is from RefSeq and is a predicted model, not a curated record. NCBI's taxonomy places the organism in Eukaryota, Metazoa, Porifera, Calcarea, Leucosolenida, Sycettidae. The transcript is spliced from 7 exons.